AUGACCUUUUGCGGAAGUUCUUAACACUGCGAUAAUCAGUCAUCUCUCCGAGGACAUUAUCGCCUUUGUUAAAACAAAAUGAAAGAGAACAUUAAAAAAGAAGACAUGUCUGGAGAAGAUGAAUGUUCUCUGUUGCUGGAUGAAAAACUGCUGACUUUAAUGGACCAACUGGAAUUACUGGAAGAAAAACGAGCUCGAUUGAAUACACUCAUCGAGCAGGGAUGGUUUUCCAUUUCCAAGGCGCGGUAUUCCAUGGGAAACAAACAAGUGUCAGCUCUUCAGUAUGCAAGUGAGAUGGAGUCGCUGGUUUGUGUCCAUGUAAAAUCACUCAACAAUGACAAUAUUGAGUUCUGCACCGUAAGAGAGUCACCGAAUUAUCAUACUGAGUGCAAGAACGAGAAAUCUAUUGAAGACGUUGGUCCACAAGACGAAGGCAUCAGAAGAAGAAUAAAAACAAAAAAAGAUAGCAGUGAAACAGAGUCAGUUGAAGAAUUAAAGGGUAAUAAAAAGCCUGAAGACAUUCCAGCUCCAAAAAGUAAACAGAAUCUUCAACAAAAUCCGCUUAAAUGGUUUGGAAUUUUGGUGCCACAAUCCCUGAAGCAAGCCCAGUCAUCAUUCAACCAAGUAAUAGAGCUGACUGCUGAGAUUGCAAAUCUUCAGGUUGCAAUUUUAAACACCAGACAGGAGUUGAAGGACCACAUUCCGGAGAAGGUUUCAGCAUUCCCGUUGGAAAACACCACAUAACAAUGGAUGCUAACAGCUGUAUUUUUAAGGAUACGGGUGCUAACUAAACAAAAACACACACACAAAAAUCCUAAAGAAAUACUGAACGUCAAAUUUGAUACAAUCUUGGAAAUAUGAGUCAUUAUUUUAUUUUAAAAAUAAUAUACAGUUAGCAAUCCCAAAGUUGUGAGCAACGACCUGUCCCACUUUGUUUAACGGUCCUGAACACACCAUUGUGCAUGUGCUAACCUUCACCAAUGCUGCACAUAUAAACUACUGUACUGUAUUUUUUUACAGUUUUUUUUCCUAUU
Messenger RNA from Doryrhamphus excisus (bluestripe pipefish), 1034 nucleotides. RefSeq names its product vacuolar ATPase assembly factor VMA22 (gene vma22). Gene Ontology annotation, biological process: vacuolar proton-transporting V-type ATPase complex assembly. NCBI's taxonomy places the organism in Eukaryota, Metazoa, Chordata, Actinopteri, Syngnathiformes, Syngnathidae. The record is from RefSeq and is a predicted model, not a curated record.